Messenger RNA from Symbiodinium necroappetens, 1431 nucleotides. NCBI's taxonomy places the organism in Eukaryota, Dinophyceae, Suessiales, Symbiodiniaceae. The record is from the annotation of a GenBank genome assembly.
AUGAAUACAGUCUGCAGACUAUCUGCAGAUGAUGUCUCAGUCGACGGUGACAAGACAGUCAACGCCACGAAUGCCAGCAACCUGGAGGAAUGUAAGCAGAAAUGUGAACAACUUGGCGAGGACAACUGCACCGGUGUCGAAUACAACCACAAGUCACACAGGUGCGAGCUUUGGACUCGCCCAAUUCUGUCGCAUCGCAGCUGCUUAACUGGCCAUGACUGCCCCGAGGCAAACUUUUCGUGCCACACAAUGCAGUGCAAGGCUAUCGACCACCCAGUGCGCCUGCAAACCUCCGAGCGCAGCUUCCACGAUAGUUUUGGAAGGAGCAUCUCGAUCUCAGGUGACACUGUGGUAGUCGGCGCUCCAGGCGAUAAUGAUCGUGGUGACGACAGCGGGGCUGCUUACGUAUUUGUCCGCAAAGCGAACACUUUUGCGGAGCAGGCCAAACUUACCGCUGACGAUGGCUUUCGGAAUUCUUUCUUCGGCAAUAGCGUUAGCAUUGCAGGUACGAGGAUUUUGGUGGGGGCAUACCGCGAUGGUUUGAAUGGGAAGAAGGACAGCGGGUCAGCGUACGUGUUUCGGCGAGAUUUGGAUGUAUGGGAGCAGGAAGCGAAGCUGUCUCCAGAGGAUGCUGUGGAGAAUGCACGUUUUGGUUCGAGGGUCAGCCUUUUCGGAGACCUGGCUGUAAUCAUGUCGGCCGGGAAUGCCGCCAAGAAUGUGUCGGCGGCCAUCUAUCUCUUUCAUGUGAAAGGGAGAAGCUGGGUCCUGAAGGCCAAGCUGGCCUCUCCCAAAACUUUGACGAAUACCUCCAAAUUCGGGUCCAGCCUCAGCCAGAGCGCCGACACCAUAAUGAUUGGCGCUGAAGAGGACGACGUCAACGGUAAGGCCAGUGGGGCGGUAUAUGUAUACAGCUUCAACGGGACAAACUGGUCUCAACCCAUCAGGCUCGUAGCGAACGACACAGCGGCGGGAGAUCACUUCGGCUGCAGCGUGAGCUUGUCGGAGUCUGGUAAAACUUGCAUCGUCGGUGCUUAUGGUCAUCGUACCAAAGGAAAGGGCAGCGGUGCGGCGUACGUCUUCAAGCGGCAAGAGGGGCGAUGGGUGCAACAGCAGCAGCUGGCCUCUGAGGACCUUGAUGCAGACGACGGCUUCGGAAAAAGCGUCAGCACUUCUGAUUCCAUAGCCGCAAUCGGAGCCUUCGGCGACGAGCACGGUGGAGUUGACCGAAGUGGUUCGGCGUUCAUCUUCAUUUAUGCAGGCCGCAAGUGGGUGCAGCAGACCAGGCUGGCGCCAGAGCAGGCCAAGGCUGGUGCUGAGUUUGGCAGCGUCGCAAGCAUAUCUGGGCACAUGGCAACCUUCUCUACCAGCGCUGAGCAGGUGUUUGUUUUCCCGGCGUAUCUCACCCAGGUUUGUCCCUCAACACAGCGUUGA